AUGGCCGUCGACUGGCACUCGGACUACUCGGAGGUCAGCAGCGGCUUCCUCUGCCAACUGGAGGCGACGGAAUCACAGGCUACCACUACGGCUGCUCCUUCAGGUUCCUGCUCUUGCGGCGUUCCGAACCGCUCCUCCCGCAUCGUCGGCGGCGUGGAGACCGAGGUGCGUGAGUAUCCUUGGCAGGCUGGCCUGGUCAGCGCCGGCGGCACCCGCACCUGGUGCGGCGGCAGUGUCCUCAACAACCGCUACGUGAUGUCGGCGGCCCACUGUACGGUCGGAUCGUCACCCAGCCAGAUCGAGGUGCUUCUCAAGGAGCAUCGCAUCAGCAACAGCGACGGUGAGAUUCGCGCCAGUGUGCAGCAGAUCAUCAACCACCCGAGCUACACGUCCGUAUCCGGCUCCGGUUACGACUUCUCGCUGCUGAAGUUGACCAACCCCAUCACUUUCCCAAGUGACAACUCGCUGGCGCCAGUGUGCCUACCCACCGCCGGUAACGACUUUGUCGGUGCCGACGCAAUCGUCACCGGCUGGGGUACCACCAGCUCGGGUGGCUCACAGGCCACCACUCUGAGGGAGGUCACCGUGCCCGUCAUCUCCAACACCGCCUGCAGGUCGUCAUACAGCAGCAUCAACCCGUCCAUGAUCUGUGCCGGUCUCAGUGAGGGCGGCAAGGACUCGUGCCAGGGCGACAGCGGCGGCCCGCUGGUCAGCCUCGAGUCCGACCGCUACUCCCUCAUCGGCGUCGUCUCGUGGGGUCGGGGCUGUGCUCUACCCGGCUACCCGGGCGUCUACGCCCGAGUCACCGAGGUGCUGUCCUGGAUCCAGACCAACACCGCUGACGGCACCUACUGCUCUUAGAAGAACCGUCAGCUUGGUGUUUGCGCACAGCGUUUGUUUCAGCGCGACUUUCGGGCGCAUUGGCUUGCGUCGCAAGUAAAGUCGCCAUUCUUGCAGUGUCGGUUUGGUGCAUGAUGUACUGCAUUUGGGACGACGUUAAAUAAAUGCCCAG
Messenger RNA from Pollicipes pollicipes, 1012 nucleotides. RefSeq names its product trypsin-1-like. The coding region runs from base 1 to 861 and encodes 286 amino acids. Gene Ontology annotation, molecular function: serine-type endopeptidase activity. NCBI's taxonomy places the organism in Eukaryota, Metazoa, Arthropoda, Thecostraca, Pollicipedomorpha, Pollicipedidae. The transcript has a single exon. The record is from RefSeq and is a predicted model, not a curated record. Gene Ontology annotation, biological process: proteolysis.